UCGCUCUUGUGGUCCACAACAAGCUGCGAUCAUGGCCUUGUCCUCUUCCUCGCCCAUUCGCCACCACGCCUCUCACCGCACCGCCGCCGCGGCCAUCGCAGCGGCGACGCUCCGAGAACGACACGCUAGCUCUUUGAUCAACAUCCCGGCCACUCUCUCUAGUCUCCUCCACCUUCACCACGAAAGGAAGCCCGACGACCACAGCGUCGGCUUCCCACCCCCCGCCAUCGGCCGCAACACCCCUACUGUCUCCCCGAAGGAGGACAUCUUCUCCCUCUUCCCGGAGAUCCACGGCCACGCCGACUGGUCUCCCCUUCUCAACCCCCUCCACCCCUGGCUCCGUCGCGAGAUCAUCAAGUACGGCGAGUUCGCGCAGGCGACCUAUGACGCCUUCGACUUCAACCCCCUCUCCGAGUUCUGCGGCAGCUGCCUCUACGGCCGCCACCGGCUCCUCGACAAGCUCGGCCUCGCCAGGAACGGCUACCGCGUGUCCAAGUACGUCUACGCCAUGUCCCACGUCAAACUCCCACGCUGGCUCGAGCGCUCCCUCCACGCCGACGCCUGGUCCACGGAGUCGAACUGGAUGGGCUACGUGGCCGUCAGCGACGACGCGGAGUCCCGCCGCAUCGGCUGCCGCGACAUCGUCGUCGCCUGGCGCGGCACCAUCGCGCCCACCGAGUGGUUCAAGGACGUGCAGGGCAAGCUGGAGCCGCUCGGGGACGCCCGCGCCGACGUCAUGGUCGAGCAUGGCUUCCUCGGCGUGUACACCUCCAAGAGCGACCGGACGCGCUACAACAAGACGAGCGCGUCGGAGCAGGUGAUGGAGGAGAUCGAGAGGCUAGUAAGCCACUACAGGCAAAGAGGCGAGGAGGUCAGCCUGACCAUCACCGGCCACAGCCUGGGCGGCGCGCUGGCUCUGCUCAACGCCCACGAGGCGGCGUCGACCAUCCCGGACCUUCCGAUCAGCGUGAUAUCCUUCGGCGGGCCGCGCGUCGGCAACGUCGCCUUCGGAGAGAAGCUGAAGGAGAUGAACGUGAAGGUUCUGCGGGUGGUGGUGAAGCAAGACAUGGUGCCGAAGGUGCCCGGCAUCCUGUUCAACGAGGGGCUGAAGAGGUUCGAGCACGUUACCGGAACCCUGGAGUCGGUGUACACGCACGUCGGCCUCGAGCUCGGCCUCGACGUCAGCUCGUCGCCCUACCUGAAGCACGGCCUCGACGUCGCCGGAUUCCACAAACUGGAGACCUACCUGCACCUUGUGGACGGGUUCCUCAGCUCCGACAAGGAGUUCCGGCGGAACGCGAGGAGGGACGUGGCGCUGGUGAACAAGACCAGUGGAAUGCUGCGAGAUGAGCUGCACAUACCACCACGCUGGGCUCAGGCGGCCAACAAGGGCAUGGUGCGCAAUGCUUACGGCAGAUGGGUCAAGCCAGCAAGAGAGCCAGAAGACAUCCCUUCGCCUUAUAGAGAAGAAGCACAACUUGGAUUCUGUGCAUCACGCAUGUAGUUAUACAAUGGGAUUAAAUUGGCUGCAAACACCGUGUUUCUUGCAAUCUUAGCUCUAUCACAUCAGAUCAAGUAAGACAACUCGGAUUUCCUAUCAGGAGUACAAACGAAGACCGGUCCGAACAGACGAAGACAACUAAAUCCUCUGCCUUGCGCUGCCAUCAUCUCUUCCACCGGGAGUAUUCAUCAUCCCGCUUGU
Molecule: messenger RNA, 1702 nt
Organism: Musa acuminata subsp. malaccensis (wild Malaysian banana)
Lineage: Eukaryota; Viridiplantae; Streptophyta; Magnoliopsida; Zingiberales; Musaceae
Source: RefSeq, a predicted model, not a curated record